Messenger RNA from Hevea brasiliensis (rubber tree), 3294 nucleotides. Its product is annotated as BEL1-like homeodomain protein 1. Gene Ontology annotation, biological process: regulation of transcription by RNA polymerase II. The record is from RefSeq and is a predicted model, not a curated record. Gene Ontology annotation, molecular function: RNA polymerase II cis-regulatory region sequence-specific DNA binding; DNA-binding transcription factor activity, RNA polymerase II-specific. Lineage: Eukaryota; Viridiplantae; Streptophyta; Magnoliopsida; Malpighiales; Euphorbiaceae. The transcript is spliced from 7 exons. Bases 969 to 2975 code for a protein of 668 amino acids.
AUCAUCAUCAUCAUCAUCAAUUCAUCAUCUUUCUUUUUCUCUUUAAUUUUUUUUUUCUUAAAUUUUUUAAGCUUUUAGCUAGGUUUGGAAGGAGACGUUUCCUCGUUUUUCAGCAGUUUGUAUCUUCUUCUGACACACUUUCAAAUCCCAAUUUUUAUUUUAUUUUAAAUAAAAAAUUAAAAUACAAACACUUGUCUCUCAUAAAAAAUUGGGCUGGCUGAAUCAAAUGAUUAAUUUUUUUGAGUGAGCAUCAAAUGAUGAUUUGAAAUAUGAGAGGGUCAAAUCAGAGAAGUUCCUAAUGUUGAUGUAUCGCAGUGAGAGAGUUGCAGAGAUUUUGGGGUCUGACAGAGGGGUUUCCCUUAUGUGAAGAGCCUGAUCAUCAAAAUCCCAUAGAUUUAUUCAUCAUUCAUUCAUACAGACAGUGCAGAUGAUCUUGAAGCACGUGCACACUCAAAUUUCCAUCACAACAGGUUCCAAUUAUAUAAAAACUAACACUACAAUCAAUUCUUCUCUCUCUUUCUUUCUCUAUCGGUCUCUCUCUAUUUCUAUAUAUAUAUAAAAGCCACACCCGUCCCCAUAUCCUACUCCCUUUCCCUCUUUCCUUCUUUCUUUCUUUCUUUCUUUCUCCUUCUUCUUCUUCUUCUAGAUGUCAUGUUCUUGCUCUAGAGGAUGAAGAAGUAAGAGUCUAUGAUCAACUACAAGAUCAAGACCUUAUAUUUUUUUUCUUCAAACUUCAAUUAUUGGAGUCAUGAAUUUGUAUAACAUAUAUUUUCAUCUUCAUUUGGUUCAGAAUUCCUCAUUCUUUUCUUGUCUGUUCGCUCCCAGCAGGCCAUCACUGAAAACUAAUCAUCACAGUUUCUUGUAAGACUCCCAUCGAUUUCAACUCUUUCUUUUGAUGGGUUGAUCAAGAAUUCCACACUAUCAUAAGUGCAGAGAACUUCUUUAAUUUUUCCAAGAAAACCAAUCCGAUGGCGACGUACUUUCAUGGGAAUCCGGAAAUCCCAGCAGAAGGCCUCCAAACCCUCGUCCUCAUGAACCCUGCUUAUGUCCAAUACUCUGACACUCCUCCACCACCACCUUCCAACAACCUCCUCUUUCUCAACUCCGCCACCAACAACCUUUCUCCAUCACCUCACCUCUCUCACGCGCCACCCAACGCCCAGCAGUUUGUCGGCAUCCCUUUGGACCCUAACUCCCAUGACGGUUCCACCUUGCAUGGACUUGUUCCACGAAUUCAUUACAAUCUCUACAACCCAAUUGACCUUUCGUCGGCUGCGCGUGAAACUCCACGCGCUCAGCAAGGACUCUCUUUAAGCCUUUCUUCGCAGCAGCAGCCGGGCUACAGGUCACAGGCUCAGGGGGUGUCAGGUGAAGAUAUGAGGGUCUCUGGUGGGUCAGUAUCCUCAGGUUCAGGCGUGACUAAUGGGGUGUCGGGUAUUCAAGGAGUGCUGUUGAGCUCCAAGUACUUGAAGGCUGCUCAGGAGCUCCUUGAUGAGGUUGUUAAUGUGAAUAAUGAUGGGAUUAAAAAUGAAUUGUCCAAAAAGGGUAAUGGGAUUAGUAGCAAUAAUAGCAACAAGGUGAUUGGAGAAUCAUCAGGUGGAGAUGGGUCAGCUGGAGGAGAUGCUGGUGGGAAGCGUGGAGCCGAGCUUACCACAGCGGAGAGGCAAGAAAUUCAGAUGAAGAAGGCCAAGCUUAUCAGCAUGCUUGAUGAGGUGGAGCAAAGGUACAGGCAGUACCACCACCAGAUGCAGAUAGUGAUUUCGUCAUUUGAGCAAGCCGCAGGAAUUGGUUCUGCGAAGACAUACACUGCUCUUGCACUGCAAACCAUCUCGAAGCAGUUCCGAUGCUUAAAAGAUGCAAUAACAGGUCAAAUCAAAGCUGCAAACAAGAGCCUAGGCGAAGAAGAUUGCCUUGGAGGAAAGCUUGAGGGUUCAAGGCUCAAAUUCGUCGAUCAUCACCUUCGACAACAACGAGCACUUCAACAGUUGGGAAUGAUCCAGCACAAUGCCUGGAGACCCCAGAGAGGAUUGCCUGAAAGAUCAGUUUCGGUCCUUCGUGCCUGGCUCUUCGAGCACUUUCUGCAUCCUUAUCCUAAAGAUUCUGAUAAGCAUAUGCUAGCCAAACAGACAGGGCUCACUAGGAGCCAGGUGUCUAAUUGGUUUAUAAAUGCUAGAGUUCGGCUUUGGAAGCCAAUGGUAGAAGAGAUGUACAUGGAGGAAAUUAAGGAGCAAGAAAGGAACGGAUCAGAGGACAAAACAAGCAAAAGCGAACAGAACGAAAAUUCAGCUUCGAGAUCUGUUCUUCAAGAGAAGGGUUCAGUUAAUGAGAAUCAGACUAAAAGUUUCAAGUCCUUGAACAGUUCUCUAAACCAGAAUGCUCCUGCAAUUUCAAUAUCUACAGCUUCAACAUCCCCUGUGGCAGGAAAUGUACGAAACCACUCCGGAUUCUCCUUCAUAGGGUCAUCAGAAUUGGAAGGGAUCACACGAGGAAGUCCAAAGAGGCCUAGAAGCACGGAAUUGAUCCAAUCCCCAACUGGUGUCCCCUCCAUAAACAUGGAUGUGAAGCCUGGCGAGACAAACGAGCAGGUUUCAAUGAAGUUUGGCAAUGAGAGGCAGAGUAGGGAUGGCUACUCAUUCAUUGGGGGCCAGACCAACUUCAUUGGAGGUUUCGGGCAAUACCCAAUUGGAGAACUUGGAAGGUUUGAUACAGAACAGUUCACACCAAGGUUUUCUGGUAAUGCCGUUUCUCUCACUCUUGGUCUUCCCCACUGUGAAAAUCUCUCCUUAUCAGGCACCCACCAAAGUUUUCUUCCCAACCAGAACAUUCAAUUGGGAAGAAGAGUAGAAAUUGGCGAACUGAAUGAGUUUGGAGGCAUUAGCGCAUCGACACCUCAUUCUUCCACUGCAUACGACAGCAUCAACAUUCAGAACCGAAAGAGGUUUGCAGCACAACUGCUGCCAGACUUUGUGGCCUGAUGACUAGGACAAGGCCAUGAAGAACUCACUAAUGGAUGAAGUUUCAUGGAUUCAGGAUCUCUUCACACUAUUUCUUGCUGUUCCAACCAUUUGUAGGAACAAGGAUAAUGCAUGGUAGUGUAAAGAAAGAAGAAAUUUCAAAUAGUAUAGGUCUAUACUUUGGCAUAGAACCAUUUGAGUUCUUAGACAGCUUAGGAUUUGAAAGUAUAUGGGUUGAGGAUUGUAUAUUAUUUUUGUAAGUUUUGAAGAUGGAUAGAUGGAUUGAUGUCAUAAGAAUUAGUUAUUGGGGUAUACUAAUAUUAUAUUGAUUGUGAGCAAA